Molecule: messenger RNA, 1485 nt
Organism: Hyaloperonospora brassicae
Lineage: Eukaryota; Oomycota; Peronosporomycetes; Peronosporales; Peronosporaceae
Source: the annotation of a GenBank genome assembly
AUGAGUCGUGAAGAGCGAAAGAUGGCGCAGAUCAUUGCGAGCAUUGAGCGCAUGGAGCAGGAGGCGCGCGCGUCAGGGGACGACGCGGUCCGAGCGCAGGAGCCGCCAGAGUGGGCGAAACAGGGCGCGCGUGGCAAAAAGGGGAAGCGCGGGCGGGUGCUGAGUGUCAAAGUCAAGACGGAGAAACGGCUCAAGGCUGGAGCUGUCGCGGUGGGAGCAGGAGGGGCGACGCCGUUGGCUGCCGAGCGCAAAUUGACGCCCAAGAAGCGCUGGAUCCAGCUCUGGAGCGCCCAGCUGGACACGAGCCCCAACAAGGACAGCGACGUGGGCAGCCGCGUGGCGGGUGCAGAUCGUGGAGCUGAGGAGGACGGGGCGGCGACUGCAGCGGUGGCGGACACGCCGUCGGAGAUUGACGCGUGCGCUGCUGUGCUUGCGCCGGCUGAGACUCUUGUUACCGAGGCAAAUGAGACACGAAAGAGCGUCGAAGAGCCAGUGGGUGUGCCGGCGGCGGCGGCGGCGGUCGAUCCUGGUGUGUUGGCUUGCAGAGAAGCGAAGCCAGCGCGUGAACUGGCGUCGGUCAAUGCGACGAAGCGCAACUUACCAACCGAAACACCAGCGGCGUCUGUGAAGACAGGGGCGACUGUAUCGGAAAGAGAUGACGUGGCUGCUGCCGCCACGUCGGCGUCGUUGGACCUGCGCGUGAAAACUCCGAUCAACAACGAGUCGUCGCACUUGUCUCCUCCGCUGGAGAGGAGUAGUCCUACAGUCGCAGCCUCCAUCAGUCCAUCGGCAAAGGUGAAGGACAGUGAUACACCAAAUAGUAACACACUAGCGGUGGCAGCGGCAGCAGCAGCAACAGCCAAGUCUUCACCAGCAGCAGCAGCAACGCAGGGAAAACGCGUCGUGACAGAGCAGGAGGAGGAAGUUCCUGAGCAAAAAAUGGCUGCACCGAAGCUAGAGGGGAAGAAGAGCAAUAGCAGCAGUGCGGGCGAGGAAGACGACAGUUGUCGCAGCGAAGCGUCAGGAUACCACUACGAUUGUGGUAGCAAACGCAGCUUGGAGCGCAGUGAUGAGUCACCGGUAUCCGACGAAGCAAAGCGACGAGCAGAGCGGAGGAGGAAGCGAAAGUCGAAUUGGGAUGUCGGCGAUCCCCGUAGAGGGGGAAGCCCUGUUGCCGAACUACCAACGAGCGCCGCUGCUGCCGCAGCCAACCAGCAGUCAUUUGCCAAGUACCCGCCCACUGGGCCACCGUGGCGGCAUAGCCCGAGCGUGAUGGACGUGAAGCCGCCACCGGCGCACUUCCAAAGCACGAUGAUGGACAUGAAGCCGCCUUUCCAGAGCGGCCACCGGCCCUCGACGUUCUACAGCAAUGGCCCGAGUGCGGGGGCAAGACGAGGGUUUUUCCACGCGCCGGAUCGUUCUCGAAGUGUUGGACGUUCGUCAAUGCGUUUCAGCUACGGAAACAGCGGCAGCAAUUACCGGUGA